This is a messenger RNA of Carcharodon carcharias (great white shark), 947 nucleotides long. Its product is annotated as stanniocalcin-like. Gene Ontology annotation, cellular component: extracellular region. The record is from RefSeq and is a predicted model, not a curated record. Bases 31 to 843 code for a protein of 270 amino acids. NCBI's taxonomy places the organism in Eukaryota, Metazoa, Chordata, Chondrichthyes, Lamniformes, Lamnidae. Gene Ontology annotation, biological process: intracellular calcium ion homeostasis. Gene Ontology annotation, molecular function: hormone activity. The transcript is spliced from 4 exons.
AAUUCAGAGGUUGCUAGUCUCGCCGUGGGGAUGGAGGGUUAUCUGUCGAUGUUGCUCUUACUUCUCCGAUUUCAGGUCGCUGCCGGGCAGCGCUUAGAUGUGAGUGAGCUGCUCGGCGAGAAGCAGUCCAGCGGCGGCAGCGGCGGCGCUGCAGCACAAGAGAAGGUGCGAGGGUACGCGCAGCGUGCAGUUGAAAUCAAUAACUGUUUGCAAAAUGCUCCAGAUGUGGGAUGUGAUGUUUUUGAAUGUUUGGAAGACAGCACCUGUGAGCUAGAUAAUCUGUAUGAUAUCUGCAGACUUCUUCUCCAGAAUGCAGGAAGUUUUAAUAUACAGGGAAAACAAUUUAUCAAAGAUUUCCUGAAGUGUAAUGCUAUUGGGAUUAAGUCCAGAUUCAGCUGUAGUAUUCGAAGAUGUCCUGCAAUACAGGAGAUCCUUUCUGAACUGCAGGUGGUUUGUUACCAGAAGUAUGACAUCUGUGCUGUGGCAAAUGAUAAUGCUGAUGCUUUUGCAGAAAUGAUUGAUCUACACACUAUGCUAUUAAAUGGGGCAUACUUUGAAUUUGUAAAGAUAUUAUUUGACUGUGAUACUGGUAUUGCUGAUGCCAUAAGGAGAAGUAUACAAUCUCGAAUUGGUUCAAAGCUUGGUAUUUUGAGGAGGAUGGUACAAGAUGAUUCCUGCAGAAUAGCUGAGCAAGCAACAUUGGUCAGUGAAAAACGAACACCAGGAUCUGUGAAACCCAAGAAGGUCAAUAGAAAAGGAAGAAGCACUGGAUUAGACAACAUUACAUCUAGAGAUGAAUAUUGGAACCAGAAAACUGAAAAGCCUAUAUAUAGACUUCCAUAAUUAUGCACAGAUUUCUGUAUUUAGCAGCUAAAUGUACAGUUUUUGGUGAUUACUAGUAGCUUGAUAAAACACUGGGGUAUUACAGCACCUUUACCUAUUUUCCC